This is a messenger RNA of Myodes glareolus (Bank vole), 13014 nucleotides long. The record is from RefSeq and is a predicted model, not a curated record. NCBI's taxonomy places the organism in Eukaryota, Metazoa, Chordata, Mammalia, Rodentia, Cricetidae.
GUUUGCCUGGCUAGCACACGUAGAACCACCAGCUGAGACAGCUCGGGAUUGGCCCGUGCAGGUCUGAGGUCAUCCAUUCCAAGUGGAGUUCUCGAGCUUUCCUCAAAUUCUGAGGACAACUGUCACUCGAGUUCUGUGCGCUUCGUCUACCAGACGUGUCCACGGUUCUCGGGAAGGAGAGCCUCUCUGUCUGAGGAUAUUGCUCAGCUGCUGCUUGUGGAGUAUCACCAUCAGCAAGUACAUUCGCUGCCCCUUGUGAGGGGUCAUUUCCCUUUUUACUUUUCAACUAUCUUAUUGGCUAAAUGGCCAAACCUGUGGAGAGAGGCCAGUGGGCCUCAGCUGGUCCAUCACACUCUGACCAGAGACCACAGAUUUCCCAGCCUCCCCGGCCGGGGACCCCCUUCAGUGGACCCCGUCCUGGGUCCCCCUUCUGGGUCCCCCAAUGGGAUAAUGGCAUCCUAUCCCAACGUGGUAAGUGCUGGCCUCAUAGGCCUGGGACCCCUUUCCGAUGCCCCCGGCCUGGGACCCCGUUCAGUGUCCCCCAAGGGAUUGAUGACAGAGCAUCCCAAUGGGAGACAUACUUGACCAGCACCAAAUUCCCGAGGGACUUUGCACCUCCGGGGGUGCUUCGACUGGCUCGGCACAAGUUCAGGUGCCAAAAGCCUUAUGAGGACAAAACAUUCAAAAUCCGCAACACUGGCACUGCAGAUAGACUGCGGAGUCUUAGAGCUCUGAUAAAGACUAAAUCCAGUAAAAAGACCCUGGACCCCUUAAAGGAGCUGAAAGAGAUCAAGGAAGGACAAGAUCCACUUCCUCCAGAGGUUCCUGGCUGCAGGAGUAACCCACUGAGCAGGGAACCCAGACCAUCUGUAUUACCUCCUGCCACCAGAAAAAGAGUGGCCCCAACUUCUGUGCACAGACCUGGGAAGGUGCAACGAUGCCUGGAUAUGUCUACUGUGUUUGAAGAGCCUAUGGACUUCGACCAUUCGGGCACCAGAGUGUCUGCAACAUCUCCAAGACACUGCGCUGGAGACACCAGUGAAAAUGUCAAUGAGGAUGACACAGAGCCUGGGCCGUCUACUGAUGACUCUUCCACUGACCAACGUGGACUGGUAAUUUCCCCACCAUGUCAAGGUUCCCUGAAUCCAUCUUCCCCUAUUCAAGGAGCUCUGGGAUCUUCCACUUCUUCCCAAGAUGCUCAGGUACUAUCCCUAUCCACGGGAGAGGUUUUGGGAGGAAGCCAAUGUGAUCAAGGGUCUAUGGGGCAUUCCAUAUCUUCCCAGGCAUCCAAGAAACCUCCCCCUUGUGCUGAAAGGAAAAUCAAACAUGUCUCCCUUUCCAGAAGGGGUUUCAAAAGUCCAUCCUCCAGCCAAGGGAUCACCAAUCAUUCUGAUUCUCCACCAAAGAGUUUUCGACAAGCCCCUUCUGAUCAAGGGGACCUAGAGCAGGCCCCAUUAGACAAAGAGAGCUGCAGAUGUUUUUCUCGAAAAGGGGUGUUCACUGAUUUCUCAUUUUCCCAAACUGGACUGAGUCCUACCCCCUCUCCUCAGGGAAGUUUAACACCUAUGACAGCUGCCAAAGAUGAAUGGAGAUCUACACCCUCUCAUGAAGAAAGCCAAGGCUGUUUUCCCUCUCCCCCAAAUGACCCUAAGCCAUCCGUAUCUGCUGAAGUGAGCUUGAGUCCUGUCUCCUCUGACCAAGGGAAUUUUAUAACUUCCCCAUCAAAGCAAGAGGGCUUUAAAUGUCUGCCACCAGAAAGUGGGCUUGAAUCUUCCCUUACAGCACAGGGGGAACCAAGCCCUAUCACUACUCCCCAAGUGAGCCUCACACCACUCAUGCCUACCCAAGCAGAAACAAAACUAUCUACAUCUACAUCAGGGAUUCCAGAACCUUUGCCAUCUUCAGAAGGGGCCCUAGAGAAUUCCACAUAUCUACAAGAGAUGCUAGGAACUCCCAAGUCUACCCAAGUGACCCUUGUUCCUUCUCAACAUACACAGAGUACUCUAGCACACACUUCAACUUCCCUAGGGGUUCUGAGUCCUUCCGUAUCUGUCAAGAGGACUCCAGAAUUGCCUACAUCUAGAGAAAUGGGUCAAAGACCUAUUCUCUCUCACAAAGGGAAAUUCAAACCUAAUCCAGAUAUGAAAAUGGACAAUGGAUAUGUCUACUAUUGCAAAAAGAGAAGGCUAGAUCCUCCUUCUGAGCAAGGUAGAUUUGCAAUAUCCCUAUCAGACCAAAAGGGCUCUAAAUAUACCCUGCCAAUCAAAAAGGCCCUUCUGAUUCGUCAUCGGAAACAAAAAGGACAAAGAUAUGCCAAGAGUGUUCAAAUGAGCCAAGCAUGCUUCACAACUACCCAGGGUGCUAAGACAAUACAGCCUUCCCUUCUUCCUCAGAAGUCUCUAGGACUUUCCACAUGUGUAGGAGAGGCUCGUGAAAUUUCUACAUAUACAGAAGAAUUACCUGGUCAUUUACAACCUGUCCAGCACUUUUUGUGUUCUACCAUAUGUGAUAAAGGGACUGUGGGACAGAAUACAUCUGCAGAUGGGGUUCCAGACUCAUCCCCAUCAUUAGAAAUGGCUCAUGGAUGUGACACAUGUACACAAGAAUUUGUAGCAAAUUUCACAUCGAGAGAAGGGAAUUCUUCAGAUUCUACCUGCCCACAAACACCCACAGGACCUCUCCACUCUUCACAGGAGGCUGUGGAAAUUUCUCCAUCUCCUCAAGGGUAUCAGCAAUCUGUUACAGCUACACAAGAGGCUAUAGGCCAUUCUCCACCUGCACAAAGGGAUGUUAGUCUUUCUACAUGCCCACAAGUGACUCCAGAACAUCCAACCAAUACCCCGAAGGCUCUGAAUUCCACCUUAUCUUCCCAAGGGUCCUUGAAACCUGUUUUGUCUACCUUAUCUUCCCAAGGGUCCUUGGAAGCUGUUUUGUCCACCAAACUGUCUCUAGAACCUAACAUCUCUAUACAAAAGGCUUCAUUACAUUCUUCACCUGAAGAAAGUGUUCCUAAAACUUCCACAUUUACACAAGGAGCUCCAGGAACUUCCUUAGCUGCCCAUGAGGAUUUUAGACCUACUCCACAUGCACAGGAAACUUUAGAGGAUACCACACCUACACAGGUUCUAGAAAUUUCCCCUCAUUCUGAAGCUGUAGUAAAAAUACGCACAUGUACACCUGACACAGUAGCACAUUCCCCUUCUGAGCAAGAGGCCCUAGGAUUUACCAUAUCUCAUGAAAACACUUUACCAUCUUCCCCAUCUGCACAAGAGAGUUUCAUGCAUAGCUCUUCUCAGGAGGGAAAUAUUAAACAUGCUCCCUCUACCCAAGUGGACCCUGGUUGUUCCAUUUCUACCAAAAAGAGGUUGAGAGAUGAUCCUUCUGACGAAGGGGACUUUGGAACUUCCUCAUGUGAGGAAGGAAGUUUCAUACUCCUGCCUUUCUCAAAAAGGGUAUGUGCAUCUUCUACUGCUCUGAAAGAAGCAUCAACCACUACAAGUAUUCCUCAGAUAAGUCCGUCACCUUCUAUAUCUAUCCAAAAGGCCCAGCAAUGUUCCACAUCUGAACAAAAGAUUGUGGAACCUUGCCAUUCUAACCAAGGGCCUCGUGAACAUUACAAAUCUUCCCAAGAGAUUCAAGGGCCUUCUCUUUCUGUCCCAAAGGGUGUAUGUCAUUUACCAUCUGUUCCAGGCCUUCAGGGAUAUUCUCCUUCUCUGUCAAAGUCUCCAGAAAAUUUUACCUAUACCCAAGGGGAUCUGUCCAUUUCUAAAGCUGACGUGGAAGCCUUGAAACCUUCUUUAUCUGCCAAAGGAUUUAAGGGAAAGGCCAAAUGUAAACAAAAACAUCUUGAAUCUUUACCAUUAGCACAAGAGGACCAGUGUGCCCAAUAUGCUUUAGAACAUUUACCACCUAGAGAAGGAGCUCUUAAACAUUAUUCAACCCACCAGAGGACUCAGGAAAGUUUGAAAUCUUCCCAAGAGUCUCUUGAAAUUUUGUCAUCUAACUCUGAAUAUGUCAAAAAUUCUCUUUCUGCCACAGGCAGUCUGAAAUCCUCUAUAUCUGGUCCAAGGGUUCUUGGACAUAUGCUAGCUGGCAAACAGCCUGAACAACUUUCUAUAUAUGAACAGGGGUCUCUGGUUAAUUCAAAGUCUACCCAAGAGGCUCAAAAACACUUAGCACCUUUAAUAGGGAAUUUGAAACCUUUACAAUCUGCCAAGGAGGGACUCAAAACUUUGAUAUCACCACAAAUUGUUUUGGAAUGUGCUCCAAGUAGUUCAGAUGAUCUAGAAGCUUUAUCAUCUGCUCUGGAACAAAUGAAAAUUUCCUCAUUAGCAAAUGAGUCACUAGAGAACUCACAAUAUGCUGGAAGUGUUGGGGAAUCUUCUUCUGCCACAGGAGAUUUAAGACCUACAUUAUUUGCCCAAAAGUCUUUGGAAAAUUCUUUUCCUGGAAAAGGGAUUAGGGAAACAUUGUCAUCUUCCCAAGGGGCUUUGAAAAUAUUAUCAUCUACAAAAGGGAGAGUUGAAAAUGUGUCAUCUUCUGAAAGGUCAAUGAAAUCCACAUCUUCCCACAAAGCACAGGACUCUUCUUAUCAUCAUGGGUCUGUAGCACAAUCCCCAUCUGUCCCAGGAGAAACACAUUAUCUCUCUGCCCAGGGAAUAUUGAAAAAAUUGUCAUCUUCCCAAGUUACUCCAGAAACAUCAUCUUCUCUCCAGAGAGAUAGAGAAGGUUCAUUAGAUGUGCAUGGUGCUCAGCAACUUCAACCUCAUUCCUCAGGGUAUCUGGGACAUUCCCAAUGUACUCCUAAUUCAUCAGAAACUUUGACAUCUCCCCAAAUGGUUUUGAAAUGUUCAGAAUCUUCAUCCAUGACUCUAGAAACGUUGCCACCUCUCCCAGAAACUCUACGCGAUUCAAUAUCUGCCCAUAGUGUUCUGUUCCCUUCUGAUUCUGACCAACAGAUUCAGGAAUCACCAUCAUCUCUCCAAAAAUUGGUUCAUUUUUCUCCACCUUCUAAUGGCUCACUGAGACCUACUCCAUCUGUACUAGGUACCACCCAAUCUUUAUUAUCAGCCCAAUUGUGCCCAAAAUUGUCUAUAUCUUCCCAAGUGUUUCUAGACUCUUCCCCACCACAGCAAGAGUAUUUAGGAGAUUCAUUAUCUGUGCAAAGGGCUCUUGGAACUUCCAUAUCAGCACAAAAGUUUGUAGGACAUUCAAAAUCUGAGCAAAAGUCUCCAGGAAUGUUCACAUCUUCUGAAGAGGAUCCAGGCACUUCUUUAGCCCAAGAGGUUUUAGAGAAUUCAUCAUCUACUCCACAAGAUUUUGGACUUUCUCGACCUUCAAAAGAUACUAUAGGAACAUCACUAUCACUAUCUACAAAAGGGGCUAGGAAAACUCAAACAUCUGCCCAAGGGUCUAUAGUAAGUUUACCAUCAGCUCAAAGCUUUCUAGAAAUUCAGACUUCUUUGGAGCAGCCUCUGGGUACUUCCCAAUUUGCUUCAGAGACAAAAGAACCUUUGCCAACUUCUGAAGAGAUUUAUAGUACUUUGAAAUCUCUCUCAAGGUGUCUAGAAACUUUGACAUCUAUUAUAAAGACACUGAGUUUUUCAACAUUUGCCAAAGGCACAGCAGGCCCUUCUAUAACUGACCAAGGGAUACUGAGAUCACCAACAGUUUCCCACAAAUCUCUGAAAUUUUCUCAAUCUGAACAACAGUCUAUGAAAACUGCCUCAUCUCAAAUGGGACCUGAUAGAACUUCACUAACAGAAAAAGGUUUACAAGAAAUAUAUUCAUGUGAAAAAGUGACUUUACAAGAUUCACCCCUGCAGCAAAUCUGUUCAGGAAAUGCAUUGUCUACACAAGGGACUCUAGGACUGUCCAUAUCAGCACAAGAAUCUCUGAGACAUUCACCCUCUGCUCAAGGGUCUCCAGAUACUUCCUUUUCACCUGAAGAGGCUUCAGGCACUUGUUUGGACCAAGGGAUUUCAGGGCAGUCAUUGUCAUUAUCAUUACCUAAUCUAGGAGAUCUUGGACUAUCUGAAUAUUCACCGGGGCCUCUAGAAAUAUCACCAUCUAACCAUAGCACUGUAGGAAUGCUGUCUUCUACUCAUCGGAUUAUAGAAACUUCACCACCUGCCCAAGAUUCUCUAAGACAUCUGCUUCCUUCAGUGCAGAUUCUACAAAAGGCUUCCCUUAUGACAGAGACAUCAGAACCAUCGUCAUCUACCAAAGAGGCUUGUAAUGUAACAGACUCUUCCCCAGGAAGUUCAGAAACUUUUCAAUCUACCCCAGGAUCUCUGGAAAUUUCAUUCUCUAACCAAACUACUAUAGCUAUAGCACCAUCUGUAUUUGAAAAAGAAAUUUUAGGAUCAUCAGUAUCUCUGGAGGAAUCCUUGGAACAUUCCCCUCCUGAGCAAGGGUCUCUGAUACCCACUCCACCUGCACCUGGGACUGGGUCAUUCUCCCCCUCAGAACAAGAUUGUCAGGAAAUAUCUUCAGGUGUACAAGGAGAUUCACCCUCUCAGCAAGGCUAUACAGAAAAUUCAUUGCAUUCACAAGAGGCUCUGGGACUGUCCAUGCCUUCAGAUGGACAUUCACCCUCUGCUCAAGGGUCUCCAGAUACUUCCUUGUCACCUGAAGAGGCUUCAGGCACUUGUUUGGACCAAGGGCUUUCAGGGCAGUUAUUAUCAUUAUCAUUAUCUGAUCUAGGAGAUCUUGGAGUAUCUGAAUAUUUACAGGGACCUCCAGAAACACCACCUUCUACCCAUAACAUUCUAGAAAUACCAUCUUCUACUCAUGGUAUUAUACACACUGCAUUACCAGCCCAAGAUUCUCUAGGACAUCUGCCUCCUUCAGUGCAGAUUCUACAACAGGCUCCCCUUAUGACAGAGACAUCAGAACCUUUGCCAUCUACCAAAAAGGCUUAUAAUGUAUCAGACUCUUCCCCAGGAACUUCAGAUACUUUGCCAUCUACCCCAGGAUGUCUGGAAAUUUUGUUCUGUGACCAAAGUACCAUAGGACUGUCUGUAUCUGAAAAAGUAAUUUUAGGACCAUCAGUAUCUCUGGAGGAAUCCCUGGGGCAUUCUCCUUCUGAACAAUGGUCUCUGAGACCCACUCCACCUGCAUCUGGGACUGGGUCGCUCUCCCCCUCAGAACAAGGUUGUCUGGAAAUAUCUUCAAGUAUACAAGGAGAUUCACCCUCUCAGCAAGGCUAUACAGGAAAUUCAUUAUAUUCACAAGAGGCCCUCAGACUGCCCAAAUCAGCACAGGAAUCAUUCGGACAUUCAUCAUCUGCUCAAGGCUCUCCAGAUAUGUCUUUGUCAUCCCAAGAGGCUUCAGGCCCUUCUUUGGACCAUGCGUCUUUAGGAAAGUCAUCAUCUGAAGCAGGAAAUCUUGGACUUUCUGACUCAGAUCAGGAGAUACUAGAAGCUCCACUAUUUACCCAAAGUAUUUUAGAAAUGCCAUCUUCUAACAAAGGGAUUACAAAAACUUCAACAAUUUCCCAAGAUUAUUUAGAACAUCUGCCUCCUUCAGUGAAGACUCUGCAACCUUCUGUUAUAUCAGAAACCUCAGAACCUUUGCCAACAGUCAAAGAGGUUUGUAAGACUUCAGAAUCUGAGUCAGGUGCUCUGGAAUCUUUACCAUCUUUUUUAGAGGCUCUGAGACAUUUGACCUCUGACCAAUGUACUCUAGGACCUUCAUUACAUGAUCAAGGAAGUCUGCAGCCAUCAACACCUCUCCAUGAGACUCUUGGAAACCUCAAACCAUCCCAAGGGGUUCUAGAACCUAUGCCAUCUACCCAAGAAGGUGUAGGAACUUCUUUUUCAACGGAGGUUUGGGGAUUGUCCACUUGUGCACAUGACGACUUUAUUCCAAUUCCUUCUCAUGGUGACUGUCUGAGAUAUUCCUCUUAUCCUAAUAAAAGCCAUAGACAUUUCAAUUCUACCAAAAAAAUACCAAGGCAUGCUCCAUUUCCUGAAGGAGAUAUCAGAUAUUCACUUUCAGAACUAGAUGUCUUAAGAUCAUCUUCUGCCAAAAGUAGGCUCACAUCUUCCAUAUAUGUCAGAAAGAACUCAAGUUCUACCUCUACUCCUCCAAGGAGUGUCUCACCCCCAGAAUCAUCAGAAUUGAACUUCAGAUCUAGUUCCCCUUCUAGAAAAUAUUUCAGAUGUUCUCCCUCUCCACAAGGUGGCUCCAGACAUUCAAAAUCAAAGAAAACAAAAUCAAAACAUGAUUCUAAAGAAUCAUGCCUCAAAUCUGUCCCAUCAGAAGAAAAAGGGUUGAAAUUUCACCAUUCUCCCAAAAAGGAGGGCAGAGAUACAGUUUCUAACAAAGUUAAUGCAAGGCCUAAAAGUGAUCCCAAAAAGAGCCCCACUACUACUUCUGCUAAGGGAGGUUGUAGAUCCUCCCGAUCUCAUGAGGAGGUCCUCAAAUGUUCUCCAUCUUCCCAAGGCAGCCCUAGAUGUUCCAGAUCUUCCAAAAUCAAAUUGGAACAGGUUCCCUCUAACAAAACAGAUGUUCAUGUUUCCCAUUCAGAACAUGAGGUCUGCAAACUACACUUUUUGUCCAAAACAGAGUCCAAAAAUUCAUCCUCCAAAAGGGACCAGAAACCAAAAGCUACUCCUCAAGAAUGCAUAGAAUCUUCCCUCUCUAUGGCAGGCUGCAGAUCCUCACAGUCUCAUGAGGAGGGCGGCAGAAGUUCUGCAUCACCCCAAGGCAAUCAUCGACAUUCCAGGUCUAUCAAAACUAAAUUGGAACAGGCCCCCUCUAACAAAGUAGAUGUGCAUGCUUCCCAUACAGAACAUAAGGGCUGUAAGAAUCUCCCAUUGUCACAAAGAGGAUUUAGACAUGCUUCAUCUGUCAAAAGGGACAAGGAACCAAACGCUACUCCCCAAGAGAGCAUAGAAGCUUCCACGUCUGCAGAAGAGGACAUAGGAACUACUCCCUCUCAUGAAGAGACUCUCAGACAUUCUAUCUCUCCUCAUGAGACUUCCAGCCUUACUUCUUCUUCUACCAAAACAAGACUCUGGCAUUCCCCUUAUACUCAAGAAGUCAUCAAAACUCCCAGUGAGGCCCAACAAAGCUUCAGGUCAUCUCCAGAUGGAGACAGUCCCACUGGGAGUGUCAAGUCUUUCUCAUCACCCGAAUGCAAUGAUGUCAGACAUCCUGUUUCUACAAAGGAGGACUUUAAACACACUCUUUCUGUUCAAGAGGGACAGAAACCUUCCACUGGUGCCAGAGAGGGGAGUGGGGCAUGGAUUCCUGUACAGUGGGGACUCAUAUAUUCACCAAUUCCAAAAGCGAGUGCCACAUCAUUCCCUGUUAUCCAAGGAAAUUUCAGACAUAGUCGACCUCAACUAGCAGACCUGAGAUCUUCCCUUUCUUACCAAGGAAGAGACACAGGCUUCCAAUAUGAACAUGGGACCCCCAUAUGUAACCCUUCUGUCCUAGGAGGCCACAGAUAUUCACGUUCAUUCCCAUGCAAUCUCCGAAGGAUCCCCUUGCCAAAAAAGAGCCUUAGCUCUUACCUCUGCCCUCAAGAAGGCACCAGGUCUUCUCAGUGUGACCAAACGGGCCUCAGACUUUCCUGUGGCCACCCCAUCCAAGGCAGCUUUAGAAUGUUUCAAUCUGAAAGAGAGAGCCUCAAGAAUAGCCCAUCUAAAACACUGAGCCUCAGAUUUCCUCCUUGUCACCAAAGGGAAUACAGAAAUGUGCCCUCUAAUGUAGAGUGGGUUAAAACUUCAAUUUCUGCCCCAGGAAGCCCACAAUACAAUCCUUCUGCCCAUGGAGGCUUCAAACCUUACACACCUGUCAAACUGAAGUUCUAAAAAUGCUCAUCUCAAGAGGGAAUACUCUCUGUUAUCAUGCCAUCUUUAUAUCAUCUUAUGCACAGGCCAGCCUCAUAUUUUUCUACUCUGUGUCUCACAUAAACCACAUGAGUUUAUAACUUUUCCUACUCAUCAAAAACCCGUUAAACCUUGAAUUUCCAUUCCCGGCUAUUCCAGAUGUACAUUGAGGCAUCAGAUUGGUUCAUUUGACUAUAAAGAAGGCAGGCAUUUUCCAUCUGAUUAUUAAUAGGUCACAGUUUCUACACAGAACAUGAUAAACAAUCUAUUACCCACUGAGAAUAGCAUGUGCUUAUUCUGACUAAUGUUGCCCGAGACUUACUUCAUAUGGUUUAGCGGGUGACAGAUUAACUCCCUCUGUCUAAGAAGUUCUGAGUGUUUCUUAUUCUAAUCAUCUGACUUCAAAGCCUCUGUCCAAAAAUAAAACUACCCUGGUGCCUGAAGUUUUAGAGCGUUAGAACAUCCAGCAGUGCCCUAAACCCAGUAUAUAUGCCUUAACUUGAUCAGGAGAAAUAAAAAAAUGAAUAAAUCACAGGAACAGAAGUAGUUAACUGAUUUGGUCCAGAGACAUUGCCUCCUAGCAUGUUGAAGACUGAUCACACUGCUGCCUGCACUGCAAGACAUGGAUAUUCUACAUUCCCAUGAAGAUUGAUCAGGAAAUGUUCAGACUUCUUUAAUUCCCAAAUUGACUCUUGAUAUUCCAUGCUUCCCACAAGAGUCUUUGACCUUUCUGCAUUCCCCAAAAUAGCAUAAGGCUUUCUGUCUCUAAAAACAGAAAAUUUUGUACUCAAAAUUCCGUUUCUCUGGAUGCUUCAUUCUCAUUCUGUACAGAGGUUCUCCAAUAUUAUUUUCUGACAAAGGGGCCUCAGACUUAUUCCUUCAGGCCCAGGAGGACUCAUCCUUUGCCCCAGUGACUGAAGUGGAGCUCAAAUUAUUUUCCAGGACUCACUGGGUGCUCAGGCACAACUCUUCUGAACCAGGAUGCAGAAUUCACUCCACCAAUUCUCAAGAAGGCUAUAGUCCCACCGCAACAGAACCAAAGCUCUUUAAAACAGAUGUAUGAAUGAAAGGAGCUUCUGACCUCUCCUUCAGCACUGGGGGGUCUCAGAUCUUUUCCAAUGGCCAAAGUGGCCUCAGUCUUUUUUGUCUAUAUUGAAAGUAACUCAUAACUUUUAUCAGUAAACUUAUUACCUGUCAACAACAAAAGCUUCAGUCUGCUCCACUUCAGGGUUCAAGGGAAGAUUGACACACCUUUCCUUUGAGAACCAGGAGACCUCAAACAUUCUCUAAUUGCCCAAAUGGACCUCAUAUUUAUAACUUCAUAACAAGGGUUUUGUGCACAUCCUCAAUGCUGAAGGGAGCCUGAGAUGUAAUGUGAGAAGCAAAGAUGUCUCAGACUUCCCCAAUGCUCCAAGAAGACCAGAAAUACAAACCCUUUAGAAUUAAUGAGCCAUAGAAUUUCUUCUAAAUUACACUGGAGAGUAAGAUUCAUUCCUGAACCAGGACAGUUCAGACCUCCAGCUACCAACUCCAUCAUGUAUUAGAUAUACCCCUCAAAAUUAAAUUAAUUCACUAAUUGAGGAAGCUUACACCUUGAUGCACUAUCAUCUCAAGAGGGUUAUAAAUUUAUUUCCUUCAACCACAGUAAACCCUGAUUUUUCAUACUUUGUCAAAGGAGGGUUUCUCUAACAUGAUGUCUUUGAACAAGAAAACAUAGCUUCCUUUGUCUCUACUGGAGGAGUCUGAGACAAACCCUUUUGAUGAAGUAAGCUACAGAACCGGCCCUGUGACUGAAAAAGGUCUCAAAAAUUCAGACUUGGUUGACAGGUACUUGAGAUUGACUCCCUAUUAUCAGGAAAACAUAGGAACUUCUCUUUGUGUUCAUGGCCUACUCAGGUCUAACAAAUAACUAAUAGAGACUACAGCGUGUCAUUCAGAACUGGAUGGCCAGUAAAUACACUUCUGACCACCAAAAGAACCUCAUGGAACUCUACAUUGAAGUUGCAUGGCAGAAGAAUAAAAAGUACCCUGGAUCUAAGAUCAUCUGUUUUCAUGCUGCACACCAGAUAUAUGCCUGUCCUCCAUGUCUACACCUGUGCAGCCUAUCCACAGUUUAAGUAGGGAACAGACCUAGGGACUAUAAUUCAACUUGUAAGAAGAACCAUCUGACUGUCAUUACGCCUCAAAAGGAGUCCUCAGAGAAAAGAAUUUUCCAGAGUUCACUGAAGAAUUGGAGCAGGACUAGCAAGUUCCGUGGAUCUCCUCCUCUACAGCAGAUUCAGCUAAAGAUAUGGAUAUUCUAAACUAUGAAGAAGAGUUAUAUGGUUAAGCAAUUCUAGGAGCUUAUGAGUGGUGUCAGACCAAGAGUGCAUUAUACUACCAAGUCAAGCAAGUAUCAGACAUUCAUGGUCUUCCCUGAAGCUGAACACAACCUUGAGGAAACAUCAAUGCUUGCAUAACCACUUAGCCUGUUGGAAGAUUGUUAUGAGAUUUGCCUUAGACUCUCAAAGAUUUCACACUGGAAAUCAACUGACCCCAUCACUGCUGCCCAUACACGGAUUAUGAAAACAACCUCAAAAAAGAGGAAACCUAGCUGUUGAUAGCCAUCCAGGCACACUGAAAAAUGGUCUUGCUGCUGCCUGAACUCUCCAAGACUCAACACAAGAUGAGCAAGCUCUAAAGAAGAGUUGGAAGCUGAAGUGCAGUAAAGGGACCUUCCUUCACUGAAUAAGUUGAUGCAAUACAUGGAUCAUGGAAGUUGGAAACACAGUAGGAAGCAAAUGAUGCUGAACCAUACCACUCAAGUUAAACUAGCAUUUUCUCUUCUGCACAAUGGGGUGAGUGGAUCUCGCUAUUUGGUCAAACAUAGUCAGGCACUUUUUCUAUAAGAAACACAGUUCAGAUUUACCUCAGAAGUUUCCCAUCUGAAUAUGGGUUUCCCAAACUGUUCCUAUUUUCAAGGCAUCUCACACUGUACCUUUUUGAUGACUAAUUAUCAGAAGACCACUUUGAUUAAAGUAGCUGUCAGGCCCUUCUGCUAUAACAAAUAAUACCCAAGGCAGUCCCUCUCAGUUUAAGGAAAUUCAUAAGAAUACCUGGUUUUUAUAAAAGUCAUCUCAGAAUUUCCAUUUUUCUCAAGGUGACCAGGAUCAAUGGAUCCUCAGAUCACCCC